Odontomachus brunneus is the source of this 1305-nucleotide messenger RNA. RefSeq lists its product as uncharacterized. The coding region runs from base 1 to 1305 and encodes 434 amino acids. The transcript has 4 exons. NCBI's taxonomy places the organism in Eukaryota, Metazoa, Arthropoda, Insecta, Hymenoptera, Formicidae. The record is from RefSeq and is a predicted model, not a curated record. Gene Ontology annotation, molecular function: zinc ion binding; nucleic acid binding.
AUGAUCGUCGAUUCGUUCAAGAAUUUUGCGCACGAAAUCGCCGAGAAGAUAACGUCGCUCAACGCCAAUACGGAGGGAACAUUCAAGGAUCUAAGGCAACGACUCGUACAAUUAGCGAAAAGACAACCGGAAUUAUUUACAGACGCGAAUAAUAGUAACUGGGUAAACGGCACAGUAACCGAGAACAAGGACGCAAUGCCAAGGGGCAACGAUUCCGCUACAACGAUAGAGCCGGGGGAAUCAGUCGCAAAGGUAAUGAGUCAAAUAAGGAAAUGGGAUUGCCACUUUGAUGGACGCGACCCCCACUCGUUUUUGGAACGAGUCAAGGAAUUGAGCCAGGUAUAUGGAUACACAGGCGAAUACCUACUAAGAGGGCUACCGGAAAUGUUGAGAGGCGAGGCUCUAACGUGGUUCCGGAAUGGUCGCGAGAAUUGGCAUUCGUGGGAAGAAUUUCGCAGCGACUUCGAAGCGGAAUACAUACCGCGGAAGUCCCAACUCGACCUCCUCUAUGAGAACAUGCUCCCCGAAAUGAAACGAUUUAUAAGACCGGACGAGGUGGACAGUUUGGGCGAGCUACGAACGAGAGUAACGGAAGUCGAGCAGAUAGAGCAGCAAAUAAGAGAAAGAAAUCAGAGAAAACCAGAAAAUCAAAACUUACAGCCAAAAAUACCGCCAGCAGCAACAGCGCCCUAUAACAAGGACGAGUGUUGCUGGCGGUGCAAACAAAAGGGACAUAGCAGGUUUAACUGCAAAAGACCACCACGGAAGUUCUGCUCGCAAUGUGGCAAGGACGACGCAAUUAUAAAUAAAGAAGUAGAAGAAAUGUUAAAAGAGGGGAUAAUCGAAACGUCACAAAGCGCAUGGAGCUCACCGGUGGUAGUGGUCAAGAAAAAAGAUGGGAAACAUAGAUUCUGCAUAGACUUCCGUAAAUUAAAUGAGGUUACAGAAAAGGAUGCAUACCCACUGCCGCACAUAACGGAAACGCUCGAUAAGCUGCGUGGAGCUAAAUACCUAUCAACAUUAGACCUAAAAAGCGGGUAUUGGCAAAUACCACUGUCCCCCUCGAGCCGACCGUUAACCGCAUUCACCGUACCAGGGAAGGGAUUGCUGCAAUUCAGAGUAAUGCCGUUUGGUUUACACGCCGCGCCCGCGACGUUCCAAAGAUUGUUAGACCGGGUACUGGGCCCCGAGCUGGAACCAAACGUACUGGUGUAUUUGGAUGAUAUAAUUAUCAUAAGCCGGACGUUUGAGGAACACUUGAAACACCUCAAAGAAGUGUUCCGCCGGCUGCGGGAACAAACUUAA